Molecule: messenger RNA, 1460 nt
Organism: Parathielavia appendiculata
Lineage: Eukaryota; Fungi; Ascomycota; Sordariomycetes; Sordariales; Chaetomiaceae
Exons: 3
Coding region: 89-1312 (407 amino acids)
Source: RefSeq, a predicted model, not a curated record
GGGCCUGCGCAAGCCACAAGACAAAUCAGCACCGCACCGCAUCUCCCAUCCAUUGCCGGCAACGCAAUGAUCGAUCGCUGCGCCGUCAAUGUCGCCGCCGUAUGAGUCGUCCCGUCGUCGCGGGGUAUGGAGCCACUGGGUGCCCUUCGCCGUAACCGUUACGGUUGCCACGAUCGGCGUCGCCGCCUGGGUAUGGAGCCAGCGCAAGGAUGACGACCCUGAGGACCCGGAGCAGGAGCAGGACCUCGACUAUGAGAAUGCCGACUAUGGCGACAACCCUCCGUACGGCGCAAGCGGAGACGGCGCCGACCCCAAAGCCCCCGCGUUCGGUGGCGCGCAGUCCCGCUCCGGCGACGCCGCCUACGGAUCAACACAGCUGCAGACAGAAUCGUUGAGCUCAGGGUGGGCGACGUUGCGCCGCACUCCGAGCCCGCAGCAGUUCUUUGACAGCGCCAAGAGGACUGUCGCUGCGGGUAUGACUGCCGCCGGCGCAGCUGUGGGAAGCGCCCUGGCAGCCAUCAGGGAGGAAGACAAGGUGGCAUAUGCUGACCAUGAGACCUGGUCCGAGGAGGCCGACGCCAAGAAGGACCGGGCUGUCGCGCCGUCUCAGAGCAAGGAUGCCAGCAAGCGCCGGAAGAAGGUUGCGAUCGUCGUUUCGGCUGAUAGCCGCCUGGACAAUAUAGAUGCCGGCGGGUUUCACGAGCACGCUUCCAUCCUCUCCCACAUCCCCCGUCAACUGGAUCACUCUAAAAUCAAACUCUAUGUGCUCAUCUACGCGCCGAGCCUGAAGGACUCGGCAUUGGAUGCGUCUACGAACCUCCCGCCUCCCUCACUGAGCUCCUCAUUUUCCAACAUCGACCACCCCCAGGCCCAGACAAGCGAGGAGGCCAAGAGCCCUCUGGCUGGCCCAGCGUCCGCCGACCCGGCUUACAACGCCAUCUACGCACAGGCCCAAGGGCUUGUCGAGAAGGACAGCAUGAUUCUCACCUUCACAUCACCCAAUGGACACUCAUACAUCCUGCGCCACAUCCAGCCCGAGGUUGUCUAUCUGCAGGAGUCGCUCGCCGGCGACAACGGCAGCGUCGUCGCGAACAUACAGACGUGGCUCAGACAUGACAUGAUCCUGGUGGUGGGCGCCGAGAGCGGCCACGGCGGGCUCGCGGACAGCGAGUCGGAGGCCGAGAAGCCCGGCAAGGAGAAGGAGCUCUGGUGGCACAGAGAGGACCGCGUCGGCAGAGGACGCGGCGUGGUGGUGGUGGACAGCGUGAGGGUCCAGGAUGACUGGGCGCGGCGCGUGUUGGGCAAGGAGUAAAAAGAAGGACAUGAUGUCAGGAUUACGAGCAUGUUUUGGUUGGCGGCUAUGAUGGACUGAUGGAUUGAUUCCCCCGAUGUAUCUCGAUUUCUGUGUUAUAUUGUUAAUAGCCUGAGAUGAGCCGAGUUCCAUGCUUCCUGGAAGAGUG